CCACCUUCGUGCAGCUCGCAGACCGUUCGUUUUUAAGAGACGAGAGAAUUCCUCAUCUCCACAAAAGCAAUUUCACUUUCAGGAUGAUCUCAUUUGGGCAAACAGCUUACCUCAUGGCUUUGUUUAGUACGGUUUCCUGUGGAUGUCUGACUCAACUGUAUCAAAACACCUUCUUCCGCGGUGGGGAUUUGACUGCCAUAUACACCCCAAACGCCCUACACUGUCGGACGGUGUGCACGCUCCACCCCAAGUGUUUGCUUUUCAGUUAUCUGCCAGCGAGUUCAACUAACAACACAGGGAAAAGGUUUGGUUGCUUCUUGAAAGAUAGCAUUACAGGAGUCCUGCCAAGAGUGCAUCUGAUGAGUGCAAUUUCUGGACAUUCCUUAAAGCAAUGUGGUCAUCAAAUAAGUGCUUGCCACCGAGAAACUUAUGAAGGAAUUGAUAUGAGAGGAGUCAAUUUUAAUGUGUCGAAGGUAGACAGUGUUGAAGAAUGCCAGAAGUGGUGCACCAAUAAUAUCCAUUGCCAAUUCUUCACAUACGCCACACAAACAUUUGCCAAUGCAGAGUACCGAAACAACUGCCUGUUAAAGCACAGUCCAAGUGGGACACCAACCAGUAUUAAGGUGCUGGACAACGUGGUAUCUGGAUUCUCGCUGAAGCCCUGCGCACUUUCAGAGAUUGGUUGCCACAUGGACCUUUUCCAGAAUCUUGCGUUUUCAGAUGCGGCUGUGGCCCGAGUCCUCACUCCAGAUGCCUUUGUGUGCAGAACCAUUUGCACCUACCAUCCCUCCUGCCUCUUCUUUACCUUCUACACGAGUGCCUGGAACGCAGAGUCACAAAGAAAUGUUUGUUUCCUUAAGACUUCUCAAAGCGGGACACCAACUUCUACUACUCAAGAAAACACUAUAUCUGGAUAUAGUCUUUUAACCUGCAAAAGAACUUUGCCUGAACCCUGCCAUUCCAAAAUUUACCCUGGAGUUGACUUUGGAGGGGAAGACUUGAACGUGACCUUUGUGAGUGGAGCCAGCGUUUGCCAGGAGACUUGCACGCAGAUGGUCCGCUGUCAGUUUUUCACUUAUUCUCUACUCCCCAAAGACUGCAGGGGACAAAAGUGCAAAUGUUCCUUAAAGUUAUCUCCGGAUGGUUCUCCAACAAGCAUUACGUAUGGGACACAAGCGAGAUCUGGUUAUUCUUUGAGAUUGUGUAAAGCUGGGGACAGCUCUGUCUGCACAACAAAAAUAAACACACGCAUUGUUGGAGGAACGAACUCUUCGUGGGGAGAGUGGCCCUGGCAGGUGAGCCUGCAAGUGCAGCUGGCGGGCCGGAGGCAUCUGUGCGGAGGGUCCAUCAUUGGACACCAGUGGGUGCUAACUGCAGCCCAUUGCUUUGAUGGACUUCCCUUACCAGAUAUUUGGCGCAUUUACAGUGGCAUUUUAAAUCUGUCAGACAUCACAGGAGAAACUCCUUUCUCACUAAUAAAAGAAAUUAUUAUUCACCCAAACUACAAAAUCUCGGAAGGUGGUCAUGAUAUCGCCUUACUAAAACUCCAGGCUCCUUUGAAUUACACCGAAUUCCAAAAGCCAAUAUGCCUACCUUCCCAAGGUGAUGUAAAUACAAUUUAUACCAACUGCUGGGUGACUGGCUGGGGCUUCUCGAAGGAAAAAGGUGAGAUCCAAAAUACUCUACAAAAGGCAAAUAUUCCUUUGGUAACAAAUGAAGAAUGCCAGAAAAGAUACAGAGAUUAUGACAUAACCAAACAGAUGCUGUGUGCUGGCCAUAAAGAAGGGGGGAAAGACACUUGUAAGGGAGAUUCUGGCGGUCCCCUGGUCUGUAAACACAGCGGAAUAUGGCAUUUGGUCGGCAUUACCAGCUGGGGUGAAGGCUGUGGCCGCAGGGAACAACCCGGUGUCUACACCAAAGUUGCCGAGUAUGUGGACUGGAUUUUAGAGAAAACACAGGGCAGCGGUGGAGACGCUCUGUAAGGAGGAGCCGGUCUGUGGCUCUGUUUUGACCACCGUGUUCAAACGUCUGCAGCACGUGUACAAUGGUGUCCACCUCACAUCCUGUCACGGGUUAAAAAAGUGCGUACAAGGCUGCGGAGGACGUGUCCACUGAGGCACGCUCCAGCAUCCGGGAACGGGGGCUAAGCCUGAGAGAUCCCCCCGAAGAUCUCCAUGGUUCUUGUGAAAUAAAAUGGCAAAAGAGAACGGUUA
Messenger RNA from Otolemur garnettii (small-eared galago), 2213 nucleotides. RefSeq names its product kallikrein B1 (gene KLKB1). The record is from RefSeq and is a predicted model, not a curated record. Gene Ontology annotation, molecular function: protein binding; serine-type endopeptidase activity. Lineage: Eukaryota; Metazoa; Chordata; Mammalia; Primates; Galagidae. Gene Ontology annotation, cellular component: extracellular region. The transcript has 15 exons. Gene Ontology annotation, biological process: proteolysis. Bases 84 to 1982 code for a protein of 632 amino acids.